Messenger RNA from Daphnia pulicaria, 13017 nucleotides. RefSeq lists its product as uncharacterized. The record is from RefSeq and is a predicted model, not a curated record. The coding region runs from base 32 to 12898 and encodes 4288 amino acids. The transcript is spliced from 2 exons. NCBI's taxonomy places the organism in Eukaryota, Metazoa, Arthropoda, Branchiopoda, Diplostraca, Daphniidae.
GACACUGAUAAAAAAUAAUGCGCAUGAGGAUAUGUCAUUAUCCUGUUACACUCUGCAAGGAGUUGCUUGUUUAUCCUAUACCCAAUUUUAUCGCGUUAGGUCAAAUAGCUUAAACGCACUCGUUCGUGGUCACAGCGUCACAGCAUCACAGCAUUCCGCAACAAGCACAACCAUUCGAAUUGGAUUCAAGGUAGGCCUAUUAGUAAUCGAGAUGGAAGACGAUGGAAGAAGAACGACUCUUGAACUGCUGUCGAUCUCCGAAAUCGGAAAUGUUUUUCUUGGUGGUCCAUUUGGUGGCCAAGUCGAUGACAUUUUCUUAAUCAAUUCGGAUGUGAAUGGCGGUAAGAAUAAUCUCUCGCGACUAUACAUCCGUCACGGUGCCAAUGUAGUCGCCUUCAACGUGUCAUCCAGCGGCAGCUCAGCACUUAACAAACCGGAAACAUGGACGCGACUAUGGAACCGCCGUUUUUUCAAUGAUGCUCAAAGGGCGUCGUACCCGUUGCAAACUUAUCCGUGGCUCGUUACCAAUACGAUGCUGAACGACGGAAGCGACGGAAUUGUCCUCCGCAACGAAGAUGAUGGAAUCGGUUUCUACCGUUUCCAUGCAAAUGAGAGACCAAUCCAAGUUCUAGGUCUGUCGCGUGACACCUCCUUUCGUGAUCUGUACGGAUGGGAUGAGGCCAACCGGUCCGUUGUCCUCGUCGCUCGAUUCUUUCCCGAUACCCGGCGGAUCGGAGUUAUGGCUCGCCAGAAGAUAGGAAAGGAAACGGAAGUGAAAUUUUACGGAGCAUCGCAGGAGCGACUCAAGACCCGAAAACCGCAUCCGCUUUUUCCAUUGAAGAAGAACAAGGACAACAGCGUAGUCGCAAAGAUUUCUGAGGCCAUCAACUUGUACACGGCGGAUGUUCAACGCAACGGACAAGAUUGCAUAGCAUUAAGAACGCAAACUCAAUUGGAAAUGUAUCGCUUUAAUGACAAAUACGAGCUCCAGCAAGUGGCCAAAGUGUCACUUGUGGACGGCCCUUGGACCCCUGAAUUAAAGGAGAAAUUCUUCUUUGUCGAUUUGACUGACCAGCCUUAUCUUGACGUUGUCCAGUUUAAUAGGCAUGGACUGUUUGUGUACCAAUUGGGAGGUAAUCAAUCGUCAACUAAUACCGCCAUCAAAGAUUAUACCUUGGUUCAUUAUCAUGCUGGAUUUUCCGACACAAACGGCUGGAUAGCGGAAUAUGACGAAUCGAUGCGGUUUGUAGAUGCUGACGGUGAUGGCCACGAUGACCUGCUCUUUACUGGUUCAAAAGGACUGACUAUCCUCACCUUCGAUCCGGUCCUUUUCUUGUGGAAAACACUGCUGGACCCAUCAUCGUCUCUGCUGGACACUCCGUUCCGAUUCGCCAAUGUAGUUGGAGCCAUUAAUGCCGUCAACCAAGGGGUUAAUAAGAGAGAGUCCGUUUUGUUCAUUCUGGAUGAAGAGAAGAGGCUUUUCGUGGGCCAUCUUUUGGUUAAAACAGUCUUGCACCCACCAAAAACAUCCCAUGAUUCCAGACUUGUUCCUGUUAUUACUAACCAAACGUUAUCUAAGACUUCUGCUGUUAAGAUCCCGUCUCAAGUGAAACGGACAACCCCAAUAUCAGAGAAACUUGUCUUGAGGUGGACAGAACAGUGGGCCGAGUCGUUAUCGAUUUCAAAUUUAGUCGAUCCUGUGGCAGGUUCCGUCGAUUUCACUUUGCCCAUCUUCGAAGCGAGUGUCUCCGAUCCAGCUAUCCCUUAUCAAAUUUCGCUUUCGUACCACAGCCAACAGGCCUCACUGUCCAACAUUGUCGGCUCAGGCUGGUCACUUCCUUUGCCAGACAACUGCAUUUCCGUCGACUAUCGAGGCAGUAUCUUUGCUGAAGACGCGGUAUUUUAUUUAACCGUGGAUGGAACUUUUUUACAACUGAAACCUAUUUGGACCGACGUCCAAGUUGACGAUGGAGUUCGGCUUUUUCAAGAAUAUUCACAACCUAAAUGGACAAUUAAAUUCCACCCAAAAGAGCAGCGCUGGGUAAUCAUCACUGAAACGGACACGUUUACCUAUGGAUCGACAAGGAAUAUGGAAGCCGUCCGCUGGAAUUUGAAUUGGCCGCUUUGGCGAGGACCAGGCAGUGAUGUCAAAUUGCUUAAACGAGUUCCAAUCGCUUGGUAUUUAAUCGAACAUCAGGUGAAAGAAAGCGGUAAAUCAAUUAUCUAUCACUACGAAAUCGAUUCUGUGGAAUACAAAAAUUCCCGUCCAGCGUCCAGCUGGACAGCGGCCAUUAGACUGAAACAAAUUAGCGUCGACUCAUCAACGACCAUCACUUUCAAAUACGCCAUCAAAGAAAAGGAGGAAUACAAAACAUUUAAUCACCCGUUUGAUUCCGAGAACUUUGUCUUCCCGGUACGGAUGAGGGAAUCCCAUUACUUAACCGGCUGCCAAAUCGUUACUGAGCACUACAGGCAAACGCUCAAAUUUGUUUAUCAAGUAGAAAAGGGUCGGCGCUUGUUAAUUGCCAUCGAGCAGCCAAUCAACUUGUCGGUAAGCGAAUCCAUCUUCCAGUUUAGUUACAACGAAGAAGAAGCCCAAUCUGCAGAGCGAUUGUUAACUGAAAUAAAGUUACCCAGUGAAUUAAAAACUCAAUUUCGUUACCAUUCUAUUGCUGCUAUUGAUUUACCCGAUCCUUAUUCGUCUGUAAGGCAUCCAGUCGACGAGAAACCUGCCAUCAGCUACAGUCACGACUAUGCGGCCAUUGUAUUCCGGCAACGUCAGCUACCCAACAAGAUUCAGGUGAAGAUUGUGGGUGCUGAAGUACUUGAAACAUUAGCCGAAUUAUCCCCUUUGCCAGUAACAACGCAGACGGAAGGGAAAAUUCGUUCUUAUAACGUAUCAUCCUUGCCAGACUUUUGUGUCGUCUUACUGGAAACGGAAAAAGGGAAUAAAAAACAAAUGUGUUUGUUCCAUCACCAGAGCAAGGACGGCAUCCGGAAGUGGAAUAAAGACCCCACCUGCGAUUGGUUUCGUGGCGAUGCGCUAAUAAGGUCCACCGAAGCUGGCGUGGCCGUAGUCGACAGCAAUGACAUUCUGAUAUUUCAAUUGUCAGCCGAUCGAUCGAAAUGGAUCAAACACAAACUAAAAUUACCAUCCAAUCAGUCUGUAAUCCGUCUCGAAAUGGAGGGUCAUUUAAUUGUUGGAUAUGACGACCGCCAACUUUUUGUUUGCCAUCCACAUGGAUCGAAAAGCAAAUGGCAAAUGCGCAUUAUUGAAACAAUUCCAAAUCUGUUCAGCGGAGGAUCAAGUAUCGUUAAAAAAUUCCGCUUACCAUCCGACACGGAGAAAAAAUUAAUUGAAACUCUUAAACAAGACAUCUUGCAGUUAUCGAGCAAUUCCUUCGUUCUCAGUUCAUUGCAUUUGUUGGAUGGCCAGCAGCUGUUAUUGCGGAUGCGUUUGUUUCUUUUGAAUCCCGACCACAAUGUGGUACUCCGCCAAGAAUUCAGCGUCAAAACCGACAAUAUUCUCCAGCUGAGGCACGAAUUCCACAAUGAUGGUACUAGUUAUCAACUGGGAUACAAAGUGAUGAACGAUAAUUUCUUCCGGUUGGCCGUCGUUGAUUUGUCAGGUGACUUAUGGUUGGACACUCAGAAAAACAGCCCACAACCCAGCAAGGAAGAAGUCCUGACAGAGAUAAACGCGCUGGAAAGUUUUCAAAAAUUGUUCGACACUGCAUUCCUAGUGAACUGGACUGCCCACCGUACGGUGAUAACAGCAAAGGGACUCUACGCUGGAAACAACACACUGAUACGAAUGACUGGCGGUGAUUGGCAACUGGAGGAAAUCAAAGCAAACAAAACGGAAAACAAAAAUAAUGACUUGAAUUUGAUAUCCAUAGGAAAUUCUUUCGUUCUAGAGGAAUCUGUUGCCAAUGCCAACCAGGAAGAAAAUAAUAAAAUGAGAAAUUUAACGUUGUACGCGCAGGAUCCAAUGGAUUCAAAUAAAAAAAUUGGCCAAGCACUUCACCGAUUGGAAAUCAGUCCGCCGGAUAAGAUCUUCAGUCGCUAUCCGGUGUAUUUGGCUUACGAGACUCGGUAUAAAAGCACGACCGUCAUAUUCUUCUCUGACAACGGGAAAACGUUGGGAACGGUUUUCACGUUCCCCGACGAGCAGCUGUUGGGUGAAAGCAGCUCCUACGAUCGGCUUACAACACUUGCCAGCAUAUCAAAAGAAGACGCAGCGGAAAAGUUUGCGUUGGUGACACGUUCCUUACGCUCGAUUAAUCCCAACAAAAAUGCUAAACGAAUAGUCGUUAAAUCGGUCAAGAUGAGCAAUAACAGUACGACACGCUCGACGGGUUAUGAAUGGGUCACCAAUGCCGAAGGCAACGUCAUUGCAACAAUAAUUCCCGGAAAUAAUCGCAAAUUAGCCGGAUGGAUCCAACAAACUUGGACGACUCGCGAGAUUUCAUCUUCUGGCGGGUGGAGCCAGACGUCAUUGGAGAUGUUUGGCGCUGAUGGCCAGUUAGUUCAAAAGAAAACCGAGAACAAUUCUGCCGAACCAUCAAAGACUCCAGAUGAAAGCAUCUUGUGGGACCGCAACAAGGGCCGGAUUAUCAGCGACUUCUCACCAUAUAAUUUAACCGACCAAUUGGCCUCUUACUAUGGAUUCGAAUCAUACGAAAUGAAUAAUUCCAGUUCUCCAUUCCGGUGGCGAUUUCCGGAAUCGAAUGUAGUGAAAAAGGGUUUCGCACUGACUGGAGAGAAUUACUUGCGAUUAAACGCUACCCAUCCGCUACUGGAAGGAAUGUUCACUCCAGCUGAUCAAGACCUUACUUAUGUCGCGUCUUGCUGGAUUCGGCCAUCCAACGGAAUCGAUUAUUUCGUCAGUACCACCGAGCAAAGUCAAGUCACGCCUUAUUUGAAAGCAAUAAUUAGUGUCAAUGAGACGGGAGAAGAAAUUGUGGGACUACUGGCUCGAAUCAUUCGCUCGGUUGGUGAUUGGGCUUACCUAGAAGUGUUGAUCAAUUUCGACAUUGUCAAGCGUCUCUAUGCGGAAAGUCAACAGGCAAGUCAAAACGAAAAGACGCCCCAGUUCACCAUAAAAUUAACUAUCGAUGCUGACCAGCAUGAUGACGGCCAUGCAGCUGAUCUGGAUGUCGAUCACGUCCGAUUUUCACCUGUUUUGCACGAUUUCAAAGCAACAGUUUUCAAUUCCGAUAAUGGGAGGCCGGUUUCUGUUAUCGGCUCCAGCGGAUCCAUCAGCCGAACCAUCUACUAUCGUGACCGUGAAAUGGCUGUUGUAGUAGAUGUGACUGUCAACGGCCAUCAGCAGGUGGAACAAGUAGCGACAUCAAGUUACACCGGUCGUUUAAUCCCCACGCCAAAUGGAUCAAUCGUCACCGGAGCUCAACGGAGUCGCACCGUUUUCUAUCCGGAGAAUGGCGGACUGUACGAAAUUUUUGACGCUUACGCUUGGCGGAACCGCUGGAAUGAUUCAUCUAAGGAUUCAUCGGUCUGGACCACAGCUCCGGCUCGACUGUGGCACAAUCAUCAACAAUCUCACCAACUCGUUAGUGUUGAUCCUUCCAUUUUGUUUGGUGCGGAAUCGUCUUCGGCAGCUAUCCGUUGCUAUUAUUCGCUGAUUUCUCCCACCGCAUCCAUGACUUGGAAAAUGGCAGGUGGACAAGUUCGAUUGGCCCGAAAAUCUGACAAGUCAUCCAGCACUUUGAUGUUUCAAGUCCAGCCGGACGCACCCCACACCACCGUGACAAAUUUACCUAAUAGCGGCGAAAUUAUUAUGAUGACCGAAGGCGGUCGUUUCUUCAUCUGGAUCGAAAGUGUCCUUCUUCUAGACCGUCUAGUUGCUUCUUUAUCCGCUAAAAAUCCAUGGACUUUUUUCGCUUUUAAGGCUCAAGGAAACACCUUCGUCGAGGAUUGCGUUUUCAUGGGAAAUCCACGAACCGAAAUGGAAUACAUGAACGAAUGGGGCGAGAAAAUUCAAACCAUCCAGCUGGAGUCGGAUAGAUCCGUUCUUGUGUCGCAGACCCUUUACGACAAGCUCGGUCGAGAGGGAAUCAUAACCAAACUAACAAGAGUCAGCGUAGAUGAAGCAAAGCCACUGCUGACUUACUACUCGGAUUUCGUCAGUGGACCCAUUGAUCCAGAGAAUUCCCUUUCAGUAUGGAAGACCCAUCGCCUGCGAGGGAUGGUGGAUCGUUUGAAUCCGCUCGACAAAGGAGUACCUUACUUUCGCACCGAAUAUGAAACUAAUCCGCUGAAUGAAAAACGAGUGGAAGGACAACCCGGUCCGGAUUUCAACGUUAACGGUCCGUACGCCAAGAAAUUUGGAACAUCGGCCGGCGGAAUGGAUGAAAUCGCCGUUAUCAACAAUCAUUUCCCGACGAGUAAUGGCUUCCGGCAUAAAAUGAAAGAAAUGCCGAACGGAACUAAAAAAGUUGCUGUCCUGGAUCAACAGGAAAACAGAGUGGCCCUUUACAUCUACGUGCCCGGCCAUGAUCAUUUGCUUAGCACUUAUGAAUACGAUUCCAAGAACCGGCUCAUCAAAAUCCUUCCACCAAUCUAUCACGAACGUGCUGACACUUUUAUGAAGUCCAAACCGUUGUGGCCUGUAACGAAAACAAAACUUUCUUCUGAAGAAAUACGUUUGCAGAAAACUCUGGGUAUCUUUAUGACCUAUAACGACGACACUGGGCUACUUAUUCGCAAGACGACCCCAGACACUGGACACUUUGAGUAUUAUUAUAACAGAGAUGGCCAACUCCGUCUGCAAGUUCAUUCCGUUUCGGAAGAAUCCAACGAAAUUGAUAGCGUCGUAUUUUACGAGUACGAUGACAACGGACGAGCAGUCGCCCGUACGGGAUUUUUGGAACAAAUGCCCAUGUCUCGCCAAAAAUUCAAAAAUUCCCUAGCUGAAGGAUCGCUGGCCAACGCCAAUUUUUACCAGUUAAUCGAUCGAACAGAAGCGGAAGAACGACACUACGAUCCGUCGGUGUUGAGAGGUGAACGUAACGCCACCUUUGUGACUCAUAACUUUGACGACAACGUUUUAGUGGAAGAGAUGCGCUGGGACAGCCAAGACCGCUUAAUCGAAUUUAAACAACUGGUUUCCUUUGAUCAGCAGGCUGAUACAGAAAUCAGGAAGACAUACUACUCUCACAGUAACCGACUGCGAUCAAUUCAAUAUCCGUCAGUCAGUGGCGAAAAUAAUCUGGGCGUCAAACUGGAACAUCAUUACAAUAAACUGGGGCAGCUGAUUGCAUUGAGUUUGGAUGACCAAUCUGGAGAUAUUGUCCGUUUCAACUACCACGGAAGUGGACAAUUGGCUAGUGAACACGUUCUACCUGGAAGCCAACACAAUUUCAAUCGAACUUUUCAUUACAAUUCGCCUGGCUUCUUAGAACAGAUAUCUGAUCCUUUCCUAACCGAAUUGGUGUCAUACACGGACGGUGGAUACGGCCAAGGUGGAACCGGUGACGGAAUUGUUAUGCGGACGGCAUUCAACGCUACGUGGCCCCCUACCGCCGACUGGCGUUGGUUCCAACUGACGAAUCAUUCAAAGCUAAUGUUAGAGUCAAACUCGUCGGCUCAGCUGUGCUUUAAGGCUCUCAAACGCAACGGCUACUUGACUAAGACUGGUCGUCCUCUAAAAGAUUAUCACUUCGCAAUUAGCGAUGGCAAGACUUGGAUGCCGCUAGUGUGCGGAGGACCGAAUGGCCAACAGAUGGCUCGAAUAUUGGCUCAAAAGCGGAUGCCUAGGAUUUACGGGCACAGUUAUGCUUACGGAAACCACCGGGAGCUUGUUAAAGCCAAAUAUUUUACAGAUGAGACGGAGAAGUUGGCCGUUCCAUUCCAGCCGGACACGCUGUCCCGUCAAACGGCCUUAAAUAAGCAACAAUCGCGCGACGUUUGGAAGCGACUGGAUGACGCUGGAUUGAUUGUGUCUGAUCAAAGGAAAUCCGACUGGUUGACGGCCGUGGCCAAUCCAGGGAAAUCUUUCACCCGCAGUGACGAUUUAAAGACUCUACUUGCGGCUGUCACGGGCACUCAAGAGGACGUCACACUUUACCGGAAUCUCAUAGAAAAGAUGAUUUUGAAAGAAAUUGGACAACGACGGAAUAAAUUAUCAACACUGGACGAAUUUCAGAAAAUAUUCCUGCAAUGGAGUGGCUUCGACGACGGAAUGCCGUUUGCCGAUUCCGAAAAAUUGAGGCGGGCGGCCGAAAAAGUCCACCAGGUAAUAAUGGGAAAAGCCAAAGACACCACGGAUUGGCUGGAUGCCAAGUUGAGGCAAAUAUUCAACGCGCCUCAAUAUUCAAAAUACUUGGCUGAUUUCAUCCGCAUCCUUGACCAACAUUUCACUUACGCGCUGGGCGAACAUCCAUUUGACGUGGCCUCGUUUGAUAUCGACGCAAAUGGGAACCACAAGAAAUUCUACACGGGUUUCAAUCGCUACGAAUUUUCAUACGAUGACGAUAAAGCAAAUCAGAUCCGGUCUGUCAAAGUGGAAGAACCGGGUCAACUCGACGAUAAGGAAGCGAAGACGAUGCUUCACGAUACCCGUGGAAACGUCAUCCAAGCGCUUCACAAAGGCAUCGAACGGAUAGAAUACAACAACGCAUCAAUGCGGACGACGGCCAUUCACCUGACGGACGGGAGGACAGUCCGUUUCGCCUACGACGCCCAUGGUGAACGCAUUCUCAAACGAGUGAUGGCCAAGGAUGGCCAUUUAAUCCACGAGACGCAUUAUGUCCGUGACACAGAAGGUAAAGUUCUUUUCGAUCGACGAACUACUUAUUCCUCGGCGAGUUCGUCGUUACUUCCGGAAUUGAAAGACGCAGCGGCUGUAGUCGUGUCCACGUCUUACAUCUACGGCCCUCGCGGACUCCUCGGCUUCGUUCGCAACGGCGCAUUCCACAGCGUGUGGACCGAUCACUCCGGCUCCAUCCGGUUGGUCUUACGAGAUGGCCAAGUGGUGGCCGCUUACGAUUAUCUUCCUUACGGCCAAUUAAUGCGCUCCUACGGAAGUGAUCCGGCGACUGAAAUUUUCUACCGUUACACCGGGCAAGAAUGGGAUGGAGAAACGGGACUUUACAACUAUCACGCACGAUUCUACGAUCCGGAUAUUGGACGGUUCUAUCAACCGGAUCCUCGCGAACAAUAUUUUAAUCCGUACAAGUACGUGGGCAAUUCACCCGUCUCGCUGGUAGAUCCCGAUGGAGAAUUUGGACUUUUAUUGGGACUAUUAAUUGGUUUGUUUGCGGUUGGCGGUGCUUACUUGGGAGGAGCUACAGCCAACAAUAACUGGAAUCCGGCUAAGUGGGAUUGGAAGAGUGGCAAAACUUGGUCCGGCAUAAUUGGAGGUGGAAUAGGUGGGGCCAUGAUACCCAUAGGAGCUGUUGCAGCAACUGCCGCUAUAGGGAUCCAUGCAACCGUCUCGCUCGGUUUGGUAACCGCUUACGUCUCAGCGGCUGCAGCCAACAAUAAUGCGGACUAUACCAAGUGGAAGUGGCAUGAGCCGGGCACUUAUAACGCACUUUUCCAGGGUGUCAGCACCGGAAUGGGCAUCGUUGGAGGCGGUGCAGUGGCUCACCAGUUCGCCAAUACAUUUGGGAAGCUCGGCAAAUUUUUGAUUUUAGGAGGAACUUAUACUACAGCUGCUGGCUUUGCCUACGGUAAAGCAGUAUCGGCCAAUAACGGAGAAUUUGCACCUUGGAAAUGGGACUGGACCAACCUGAAUACCCUCAACGCCUUACUAGAAGGUGUCGACAGUGGAAUCGGUUUACCUAUCGAUUUAACUCAAAUGGGUCGUGGAAUAUUAAAAUUGGCUAAAAAAAGUCCCAAACAGUUAUCGACCCUUCUUCCUAUGCUGAAAAAAUUCGAAUUGAAGCAACUGAAUCCUUUACUUAAAAGUAUUGCUAAAGGACCUACAGGCAAAGUAGCCGCUGCAGCUGUCACCGCCUAUUUGAUGACCAGUAUGGCCAAUGAGAAUUUCGAUCCUAGCGGAUGGGAUGCCAAUUCAUUUGCUACUUACGAAGGAUUCUUGAAUGGCCUGAUUUUUGGCACAAGCGCUCGCAACAUGCUGAAAGCGGGAAACAAACAAGUCCGUCAUUUAAAAGCUAAAGCGAAUAAUGCGCUGAAAGUGAAACUACCAAAAUUGGUGACUAAAAUGCGAUUCGACAUGGGACGGGCGUUUGACAAUAUCCGAUCGGGAAAAAUUCAACGUUGGAUGAAACAUAAUCUUUUUCAGUUAAAAACGACCCGCAAAUUGCUCCUCUCCAAAGACGGACUUCAAUUUUCGACCAAUAAGAUAUCGGGUAAAAAACUGUUGGAACUGCCAAACGCUCAGAAAGUAGCGUUGCAUCUACUGGAGGCUAUGGAAGAUGCCAAGAAUCAAAUGAGAAACCGGGAGAACGAAGCGUUUGCAGACAGGGAGAUGGGGUCGUUUGGAUGUCGCCCGGGACUUAGAAAACGUCGCAUGAAACGAGGAAACUCGAAUUCCAAAUGUCCCAUAGCCUUACCUAACACUGAACUGCAAGCAAAAUUUGAUGAAAAUCCUGUCAAUGUCUUUAAAGAAACAGCAAUCAGCACUCAAUCCAUAAUAACCAAUCCAAAAGAAAUGCCCUCUAAUGGAAAAACGUAUCCCUUCCAAUUGGUUUCUACAGAAGGCUCCGGUUACAACUUGAUUGUUCGUACAUCAUCAAGCGAUCCUUCUGCAAUCCAGGGCUAUUGGCUGAGCACGAGAGAAAAGAUUCAGAUCGACCCAUUUAGCGAAACACGGUUCAUUGUUACGGGAGAACUGCAGGGUUGUUCCAUUCACGUCAAGUACGACUACGACAACAUAGGAAACGACGGAAGACACGAGCCCAAAAUGACAGUUUUUCAUCACUACCGCUACUUCCCAUACAGCAUUCACUUGGAAGAUGGUCAUUACAUCAACACUAAAGAUGGGAAGAGGAUCCGGGAACUGGACGGCGCCAGGGAAUUGUUUGACGAAAAUGGAAAUGUGUUACCUCCAAUAAAUGGUGGUAUUGUUCCUUUGGAAAAAAUAUACAAGAAGGAUGAGAACGGCAAUUUAAUUCAAGUCAAAGAGUUGAAUAAUGAAAAGAUAGAAACAAUAAUAGAGAAAAAUCUUUCACUCCAGCGGAUUGAGGAUAACUUGGCUGCCGAAUACGACACUGCUAUUCGAUUCGAGGAUUACGUGGGCUUGCCGAAUGAUUAUACUAUUUUGAUGCAUCGCAAACAUUUACCCAAAACUUUCACUACGGGCAUUCUUUACCGAAAUACCGCUGAUGGCCAAUGGUAUUUUUUGUCGCAAAAUAUUGAAUACCUACCAAGUAGGAAUGAUUUAGUUAAUAGACAGAACUUUAACUUACGUGUAAAACCGUUUGAGGAUAGCUACAAAAUUUUUUCAGAAUUAUAUCAUUCCGAAAGCAAUCUAGAAAAACGCCCUACAAUAGCGGAUUACUUUCACUGGCAACAAAUAGGUUUGCAUCAACGUACGGAUAAACCCGCAUUCAAUUUGCACAUCCGGAAACUGGACUCGAUUCCGCGUUCCCAAAAUGAAGCAGUUUCCUUUGGAAAUAUGAGACUCAAAAGCAGAAAAGAGUUUAAAGACUUCGUGCAAUCUCAACAGUCACCCAGUAGCAGUAAGAUUAAUACACCAGCAGCACGAAGCCGAUGGUCGGAUAAGGUAGACGUUGGUGAUGUGCGGCCGCGUGCUGGUAUAGGUCGAGACCGUCGGUCUGCCUUCCUGGAAAUAAGAAACACAACUCAUCCACUCCAAUGCCAAUCAACGAAUGUUUUUACUUAUCUGAAUGACAGCACUCGUGAGUUUAGUUAUCCUUGUUCAUCCCCUUAUUUAGUUUCCAGCGCAUCUCGCCCUGAGAGCUGGAUCAAUUUAAUUUUGUCCACUAUAAGCCGUCAGGUUAUGGCAUCUGUCGUCUUGUUUGAUCCUCUAUUUGACUUUGUCACAGUGUCUCUGCUAUCUGAUGUUCCCAUAAAAAUUAGUCGUCCACAAUUCCAACAGGAUCAAGUAGUCGAUCUAUCGCCUCAAGUUGGAGUGCCUCCAACUGCUUACCGUGACGUCUCCGCCGGUAAUUGUUAUUCCUAUUCCACAGACACCAUGGUUUGUUACGGACAUCACGGACGAACGAUGUUAUUUGCCCAAUCACCUUCGGUCGACACAAGCCCUCCCCCGUUGCAACAGGAUCAAGACACGUUCCACGACUGCCGGCCGAUCGAGUGGCACGGCCAGCCAUCGGUGACUUGCCGUGGAGAUGAAACCACUUUCAUUCACCUCCCGUACACCAAAAACUCAUCAGCUGCUAAAUUAUUCAGCGCCGUUGAUGGAUGGCUGAUUUUAGCUUACGCAGCACCAGGAAUUUACAGAGAGAUUUCAAAAAUGGCCAGUCACGUCAAGAACGUUUGGACGGGUUCAGUCUGUAAAAUCCCUGUUCCUAUAAACGACGAGGAUAAAAAAUUGUGGAAGAUGCAACUGGAUAAACUGGAGGAAAUCGUACGAGUCCAACUUCAGUCAAAUCACCAGGUAGAUUGGGCGUUUCCGUUGAUUGAAGAACUUCAAGAGCAGAUUAGUUCUCUAAGUAGCAAAACGAUAGCCAAAACAAUGGAUGAUGUAAGAGCGUUAAAAACUAUGACUGAAAGACUAUCGGCCCUCAGAGAAGAUAUUGAAGAAAUGACGCAUUUAUGUCCAACAGAGCACGACGAAGAGGACGAUGACAUAAUUUUCUACGACUGUUGUGAAGAUGAUUUUUCAGUUGAAAAGGAGACUACGAACGGAUACAUUAAAAACGCUGAAUCAGUUUCGGCUCAAUUACAUCAUUUGACGCGUUCUAAUAUGUCUGCAUGCGCAAUUUAACAAACAAUGUUCUUUCAAGUGUGUAAAAAAAAAAGAUGUAAGAAACUUGUUCAAUAUUCAGAGAAUUUAACAACAGGAAACAAAAUAAAUCCCAAUAAAAUAAAAGGAUUGCGCCACCA